This is a messenger RNA of Hemicordylus capensis (graceful crag lizard), 8880 nucleotides long. Its product is annotated as unconventional myosin-X-like. Gene Ontology annotation, molecular function: protein binding; cytoskeletal motor activity; ATP binding. Bases 169 to 6318 code for a protein of 2049 amino acids. The record is from RefSeq and is a predicted model, not a curated record. The transcript has 41 exons. NCBI's taxonomy places the organism in Eukaryota, Metazoa, Chordata, Lepidosauria, Squamata, Cordylidae. Gene Ontology annotation, cellular component: myosin complex; cytoskeleton.
GGAGCAGCACCAAGGGCAGCCGCCGCCUGUCCAGGCCAGCUCUCGCUCGUGCCCGGAGAGGGGAGCCUAUGAGAGAGGCGCACGAGCUCGCCUUGGAUCUGCGGGCCAGCCAGCCGGCGGACUGAGUGACGGCGUCUUCUCCCGCUGGGGCAAGAACCUUCGAAGCAGAUGGACCUCCAGCUGCAGGAGGGAACACGGGUGUGGCUGCAAGACCAGGACCAGUUGCAGCCCUGCACUAUUGGCUCCUGUGCUGAUGGAUCUGUGCUCUUCACUUCAGACUAUGGUGAGGUGUUCUGCUACCCACGGGCCUCUUUGCCCAGGGAGAAGGUCCUGCCUAUGCAUUGGUCAAGUAUGGAGGGGGUGGAGGACAUGUCUCUGCUGGGGGACCUGCACGAAGCUGCCAUCUUGCUCAAUCUGCACCAGCGCUACCAGCAGGACCUGAUCUAUACAAACAUUGGCUCCAUCUUGGUCUCUGUGAAUCCCUAUAAACCCAUUGCUGGCCUCUACGAUGCAGCUGCCAUUGACCUCUACCGACAGCACUGCCUGGGUGAGCUGCCGCCCCACAUUUUUGCCACCGCCAGUGAGUGCUACAGCUGCCUGUGGAGGCGCCACGACAGUCAGUGUAUCCUCAUCAGUGGAGAAAGUGGAGCUGGAAAGACCGAGAGCACCAAGUUGCUAUUGAAGUUCCUGUCAGCCACGAGCCAGACCUCACUGGGUGGCCCUGCACCAGAGAAGAGCACGCAUGUGGAGGAGGCCAUCAUGGAGAGCAGUCCAAUCCUGGAGGCGUUUGGAAAUGCCAAGACAGUCUACAACAACAAUUCUAGCCGCUUUGGCAAAUUCAUCCAACUGCACUUUUCCCAGCAUGGGCAUAUCCAAGGAGGGAGAGUCACGGACUAUUUAUUGGAGAAGAACAGGGUUGUUCAUCAAAACCCAGGAGAACGCAAUUAUCAUAUCUUCUAUGCCUUACUAGCUGGCAUCAGUGGAGAACAGAAAGAAGCCCUGGGCCUGCUGGAGCCAAAGAGCUAUCGCUAUCUCAACCAGUCCGGCUGCGUAACCAAUGAGAAUCUGGAUGACAAAGAGAUGUUCAGCAAGGUCAUGACUGCUCUCGAGGUGAUGGGAUUCAGUUCUGAAGAGAUCAGAGACAUUUUCAAACUCCUGUCUGGCAUUCUGCAGCUUGGAAACAUUGAGUUCAUGACAGCUGGAGGAGCCCAGAUCACCACAAAAACAGUGCUGAAUAACGUCAGUGAGCUACUUGGCUUGGAUGCCUUCCAGUUAUCUGAGGUGCUCACCCAGAGAUCCAUGUUUCUGCGGGGGGAAGAAAUCAGCUCUCCCCUCACGGUGGAGCAGGCUGCUGACUCCAGGGAUUCUCUUGCCAUGGCCCUUUAUUUACAGUGCUUCUCAUGGAUCAUUGGCAAGAUUAACUCCAAGAUCAAGGGGAAGGAAAACUUCAAGUCUGUGGGAAUCCUGGAUAUCUUCGGGUUUGAGAACUUCCAGGUGAAUCGUUUUGAGCAGUUUAACAUUAACUAUGCAAAUGAGAAGCUCCAGGAGUACUUCAACAAGCACAUAUUCUCCCUGGAGCAGCUUGAAUACAACAGAGAGGGGAUAAACUGGGAAGCCAUUGAUUGGAUGGAUAAUGCAGAGUGUCUGGAUCUUAUUGAGAAGAAACUGGGUUUGCUGGCCUUGGUUAAUGAAGAGAGUAGAUUCCCCAAAGGCACGGACAGCACUCUUCUGGAAAAGCUCCACAGCCAGCAUGGGAACAACCAGUAUUACAUGAAGCCACGAGUGACAGAUUUCCAGUUCGGGAUCCAGCAUUAUGCCGGAGAGGUCCUCUAUGAUGUGAGAGGUUUUCUGGAGAAAAACAGGGACACCUUUCGGGAUGAUAUUUUAAACAUGCUGAAAGACAGCAGGCUGGAUUUCAUUUAUGACCUCUUUGAAAGAGUCUCUAGCUGCAGUGGUGAAGACACUCUGAAGAUGGGAACUCAGAGGCGCAGACCAACCGUCAGCUCCCAGUUCAGGGACUCGCUUCACUCCUUGAUGGCCACACUCAACACUUGCAACCCAUUCUUCAUUCGCUGCAUCAAACCCAACUUGGAAAAGGCAUCAAACCUCUUCAGUCCAGAUGUGGUGCUGAAACAGUUGCAGUAUUCAGGCAUGCUGGAGACUGUGAAGGUUCGGAGAGCUGGCUUUCCUGUUCGGCGGCUCUUUGAAGAUUUCCUCCUCAGGUACAAGAUGCUGUUGAAGAACUGGAGCAAUCCAGACAGUGCAAAGACUACAUGUUCAGCCUUCCUGAAGACAUAUGACGGUGCUCAGCAAGAAUGGAAGCUAGGGAAAACCAAGGUUUUCCUGAAGGAGGCUCUGGAGCAAAAACUGGAGAAGGCCCGGGAAGAGGAGCUGAGGAAGGCGGCGACCAUCAUCCGAGCCCACGUCCUGGGCUACAUGGCAAGGAAGAGCUAUCAAAGGGUGUUAGGCAGUGUCGUGACCAUUCAGAAGAAUUAUCGUGCUCACUUCUGGAAGAAGUCCCUCCUGCGCCUGAAGGCCUCUGCCAUUGUCCUGCAGAAACACUGGCGCGGACAGCUGGCUCGCAGCCUAUAUCGGCACCUGCUACAGGAAGAACAGAGGCGGAAACAGGAAGCUGAGGAGCAGAGGCAGCGAGAGGAAGAGAGGAUUAGAAAGGAGGAAGAGGAAAGACAAUGGCAAGAAGAGAGGGAGUGUAAGAGGAAGCAGGAGGAGGAGGAGAAAAAGAAAAGAGAGAAGGAACAGCUGGAAGCAGCACUACAGAUGGCUCAGGUGAAAGUGCUAAGGACACAAGAAGAAGUCCAGCCAUUGCAGGAAGAGGAACGGCGUCAGAUGGAGGAGAUUCUGCGGUUGGAAAGGGAGAUUGAAAAGCUGCAGUGGCAGCAACAAGCAGACCAUGUUUCCAUCACCUGCGAAAACACCAAGAAUGAGAUAAAGCGGCAGCGGGAAGAAGAGAUACAGAGGCUAGAGAAGGAAGCGUCCAGGGUUGCACAGGAAUUUUUGGAGCUGCUGGACUUUGGGAACCUGGAUGAGAGUGUGCAAGGUCUGGAGUGUUCUCUUUCCAAUGAAGGAACCCUCAACAUUGAGUGCAGCCUGACGGCUCCCCUGGCUGAGGAAGAGGAAGAUGAAGGUUUUCCUGCAGAUGAUGAGGGCCCACCAAUCCCCAGCCCAAGUCUUUUGAACCAGGACAGCACCAGAACCAGUGAUAACUACUACUCUGAGGAGGACACAUCUCCCAAUGUGCCAGUGCACAGGGACGGAGAGGCCAACUCACUGGGUCUUUCUCUAGAGAGACCUGCAAGCCCUUCAAAGCAGCAGAUGGAAAGCAUCUACCACAGUGUCUCGGAAAUCCUGCCAAGCGACAAUGGGGAGCCGGAAGAUCCAAUUUACAGCUUGCCUCCAGAUGUGGAGUCGGACUAUGACCACGAGGAGUUCGAUGGCAGUGGAGAUGUUGGCAGCACAUCAGCUGAGCCCCUGAAUGGGGAGGAGGUCUUGUGCAAUUCUCACAGCAACGGCGUGGAUUCCAACCGGGGAAGCUUAGACUCGUUUCUAGAUAGUGAAGAGGAAGGGGAUGCUUAUAUGGACACAGAUGAAGAAUUCUGCAGCAGCCGGGUCACUGUGCUCAAUGGAUCGGGGCCAGCCUAUUUUCACAGCUAUCUCUACAUGAAGGGGGGCCUGAUGAACCCCUGGAGACGGCGCUGGUGUGUCCUGAAAAAUGAAGCCUUCAUGUGGUUCCGAGCCAAGCAAGAGGCCUUGAAGUCUGGCUGGCUUUACAAAAAGGGAGGGGGCAUGUCCACGUUGUCCCGCCGGAACUGGAAACGCCGCUGGUUCGUGCUAAGGGAGGCCAAGCUGAUGUACUUUGAGAAUGACAGUGAAGAGAAGCUAAAAGGGACAAUUGACAUCAGGAAGGCCAAGGAGAUUGUGGAUAUUCAUGAGAAAGAGAAUGCCCUCGAUAUCGUGACAAAUGACCGAGUUUACCACAUAGUGGCAGAGUCACCAGAGGAUGCCAGUGAUUGGUUUAAUGUCCUGAGUCGUGUGCACAGUGCUACAGAGCAGCAGCUGAGGGAGAUGCAAGAUGAGCAGGCGAACCCAAAGAAUGCAGUGGGAACCCUGGAUGUGGGACUCAUUGACUCUGUCUGUGCUUCUGACAAUCCUGACAGGCCAAACUCUUUUGUGAUAAUCACAGCAAAUCGAGUCAUUCACUGCAACAGCGACAUCCCUGAGGAGAUGCACCACUGGAUCUCUCUCCUGCAGAAGCCCAAAGGCGAAUCCAGGGUUGAUGGGCAGGAAUUCCUUGUGAGAGGCUGGCUUCACAAAGAGGUCCAGAACAGCAGCAAGACGUCUUCUCUGAAGGUAAAGAAGCGCUGGUUCGUGCUGACUAAUACUGCCCUUGACUACUACAAAUCGUCAGAGCGCACUGCCACCAAGCUUGGGACACUUGUGCUCAACAGCCUCUGCUCGGUGGUGCAGCCUGCUGAAAGGGUCUUUGAGGAAACGGGCUACUGGAAUAUCACGGUGCAUGGCCGAAAGUACUCGUACCGUGUCUACACCAAGCUGUUGAACGAAGCCAUGCGCUGGGCCUCUGCCAUCCAAGGUGUCAUUGACAGCAAAGUUCCCAUUGAAACACCCACACAGCAACUUAUCCGUGACAUUAGGGAAAACAGCAUGAACUCUGACGUGGUGGAACAGACCUACCGAAGGAAUCCUAUCCUGAGAUAUACCCAGUAUCCCUUGCACUCUCCGCUGCUACCACUGCCCUAUGGGGACAUAGGGGUCAGCAUGCAGCAAGAGAAGGGCUACAGCAGCCUCCAGGAUGAAGCCAUGAAGAUCUUUAACUCCCUUCAGGAGAUUGAGACUGUAUCAGACCCCAUCCCCAUUAUCCAGGGCAUCUUGCAGACUUGCCAUGACCUCAGGCCCCUCCGUGAUGAGGUAUAUUGUCAGCUGAUCAAGCAGACAAACCAUGUGCCCCAGCCCAACAGCCCUGGGAACCUUCACCACUGGCAACUGAUGACCUGCAUGAGCUGCACCUUCCUGCCCAGCAGAGGAAUCCUCCGUUACCUCAAGUUCCACCUCAGAAGAGUAAAAGACCUCUUCCCAGGCACAGAAAUAGACCGGUAUUCUCAGUUCAUCAGCGAUUCACUGAAGAGAACCAAGAGCAGGGAGUUUGUCCCCUCCCAGGAGGAGAUACAGGCCCUCAUCACCCGAGAGGAAAUGACCACCACAGUCUACUGCCAUGGAGGGGGCUCCUGUCAAAUCACUAUCAACUCUCAUACGAGUGCAGGAGAGGUGGUAGAGAAACUGAUUCGAGGGUUGGCCAUGGAAGACAGUCGGAACAUGUUUGCCCUCUUUGAACGCAAUAAGCAUGUGGACAAGGCAAUUGAGAGUCGGGUGAUUGUAGCAGAUGUUUUGGCCAAGUUUGAGAGACUGGCUGGGUCUGUGGAAGAAGAGGAGGAAGGGCACUGGCAGCUGUACUUUAAACUGUAUUGCUUCUUGGAUGUUGAAACUGUCCCCAAAGAGGGAGUGGAGUUUGCCUUCAUGUUUGAGCAGGCUCAUGAAAGUCUCAUUGAUGGCCAUUUCCCUGGCCCCGAGGAGACACUGCAGCGCUUAGCAGCACUGCGGCUGCAAUACCUACAUGGGGACUAUUCCAAAGCCUCCUGGUCCCUUGACAACGUCUACCCAGUCAAGAGGCUGAAGUCCAAGAUCCUGCAGACCAUGAAGAGCAGUGGCCCCAGCAGCCACGCGCUGGAGAGGAGGCGGACCAGCUUCCUGGAGGGCACCCUGAAGCGCAGCUUCAAGACGGGCUCCGUGAAGAAGCAGAAGGUGGAAGAGGAGCAGAUGAUGGAGAUGUGGGUGAAAGAGGAACUGUCAGCCGCUCGGGCCAGCAUCGCAGAGAAGUGGAGCAAACUACAGGGGCUGCUCCAGCAGCAGGCUAUGGUGGCGUAUAUGGCCAUCAUGAAGGAAUGGUCUGGCUACGGGUCCACUCUCUUUGAUGUUGAGUGUAAGGAAGGUGGCUUUCCAAAUGACCUCUGGCUCAGUGUCAGCACAGAGAAUGUGUCUGUAUACAAACGGGGGGACCCUAAACCCCUGGAAACGUUCCAGUAUGAGCACAUUGUCUUCUUUGGGGCUCCCCAGCCCAACACCUUCAAGCUGACUGUGGAUGAGAGAGAGAUGUACUUUGAAACCCCCCAGGUGGGCGAGAUCAUUAAAAUCAUGAAAGCCUACAUCAACAUGAUUGUGAAGAAAUGCUGUAGCGUCAGAUCCGCCACCAGCCUGGACAGCCGUGCAAGUAUCUGGACAAGGUGAUGGGGCCAUGAGGCCAAAUUGAGUCUGUGGGGGGAAAGACGCAGACUGUGUCCCAGCCAGAUUUGUAGCAAGAAUUCCUUUUUUAAAAAGAAAACCCUCCCAAAGUAUUGCCUGAGAAAGGCCAAGAGACCGCUGCAGGGUUUGCGUCUUUCAGUGAAACAAGAAGACUAGCAACUCUUGGGAGCGGAAGCACACUCUUCCUCUGGCCUUACUCUUACGGAAAAGACUGCAUCAUGGAGGCAGAGACCAACCAUCUGAAGCAAAUGCUGCCACCUUUCUUGGACAGAAUGAGGCAUAAAGACCUGUGCAAUAAAAAGAGCUGGAAAGUGGAAAGGAGGGAGAAAGAUGCGCGCGCACACGCACACACAUUUUGCUGUGACGAGACAGGCGAGAUUUCUCCACUGGUCCACAAAUGAGAAGCAGAGGCGCCAGUUAAUUUUACAGCCAAGCUCUCCAGUGGCAAAGAUUGAAUUGCCCCUUUUGGGGGUGAUGUUCCCUCAGGGAUGAGCUGCUACUACUGAACAGACUUCUACUGGGAACCUCUGUGUGGGGCCAUCAUACUGUCAGUAUUACCAGCCCCAGCAGGUAAUGAUUAAAAACGAAAUCUUCCAGUGAAUCACAAGGUUUCAGAGCUGCUCCUGCAAAGUGGCUGGUUCUUGGUUGCUGUUAGCCAGGAUUCUCACAGAAGCUUGUGACUCUGCAGCUGGAGCUUUAAGAAAAAUCCCAGCUGUCACAAGGCUGUGGGUGAGGUGGCAGGGUCUUCCUUGGUGCUGCUCUUCAGAGUACUUUGCCAGAGGAGCAAUUUCUCAUGGUGCAUGUUUGGGGGAAAUGCUGCUCUCAGUACAAAUCCAUAUAUCUGAUCAAUUUAGGGGAAGAGGUUGGUGGUCAGAUAUAUGUGUAGCCAGUUGCAAGGAGGAAGUCUCUCUUCUCUAAUGGAAGGGACCUUAGAUUAGUGGUAGAGCAUGUGAACUUGCGUGCAGAAAGUCAGUGGUUCAAUUCCUCAUCUUCAGUUGAGAAAAGACCUGAUGGGAAAGGCUUCUGCCUGAGACCAUGGAGAGCAGCUGCCUGUCAGAGUAGAGACAGUGCUGAGCUAGAUGGACCUGUUAGUCAGACUCAGGCUGAGGCAGUUUCAUGUAUCCCCAAUCAUUUAUAUUUUGCUGCCCUCUUAGGAGUUUGGACUGCUUCUUCCAAGACUCUUUCUGCAUUGCUACUGUCAGAACCAGGAGAUGAAAAACAUUGUGGGAUGAUCGUUGGUAAAUCAGGGGCGGGCUGGCUGGCUGGAUUUCUACUGAUAUAGUGUCGAGUGGAUUUUAUUUAUGUGGGUCAGAGCUCUUUAGAAAGCAGCACCUUAAUCUAUUUCUUUGGGAUCAAAACCCCAGAGGAACUGAUUGCUUAUACUCUGCACUAAAAAACUAAAGGUAAUCCAGAUUCUCUCCCAAGAAAAAAUAAAUUGUGAAAACUGAUAUGCAUCUUAUGCAAAAUAAACAAAUGUGUUUAUUUUGCAUAAUGUAUUCUGCAAGCCAGAGAAAAGGGCAAAGAGCUAAGCAAAGUAUUAAGGUUCUACUCUGUAACUGUUGGAAAUCGUGCUCAGCCUUCUGAAGUUUCUUCAGAUCACUGCUCCUGUUUUCAAGUAUUCCUUCAUAGCUUUAGGGGCUAGACACAUGCUUUUUAAAUGAAAGCGGAGAUUCUCAGGAUCCUGAAUUCUGUAUCCACUGCCAAAUUCUGCAUUUGUGUAACGUGAUGACAGAAUAUAUGCUGCUCUGCCUCUCUGUCACAGGCAAACAUGGAAAUUCCCACCUUCUCCAGUGAUUUCACCUAGGAAAACCAACCUGCUAUUGUCUUGUCCUCAAGAAGGCAACCUUGGGUUUUUAAUGCCCCUUCCAUCCCUCACCCCCAGUAGAGCCCAAAUAGUUUUUCUAUCACCAGAGAUGGUCCUCUAUAGAGGCUUUUUCCAAGCAGGGAUCCCCUCCACUCCUUUAUCUCUGGGAAUGCAAAUAAAAUAAGAUCACCCCUCUCUGAAUAAGCUGCCUGGUAACACAGUUGUCAUCUUCAUUUACUGAAGCUGAAACACACACACAGUGCAGUGCCACAGUAAAGGAUUAGCAUACUCCUCUCUGGGGCAGAGGCAGACUCACACCCCAAAUCCAAUGUGCAUGUUGUGUAGUUGCAUCAUCCAAGCUGGACAUAAGCAUCACAUCACCUUUUAGGUAGUUUUGACAGGGAAACAUUGCCUUAAGAUGCCCGAUUGAGUCACAUUAAGAGCUCCUUUUUUUGACCUCACCAGGUUAUGGAGUUGGUGGAACAGAGAAGACUGAUGAAAUGGAGCUGUGAUCCUGCCUAUUUGGUCCAAUACACUGACUAGAACUUGCUUAGGACACUCCCCACCUCCUUAGCCCUGCACUAUUACUAUGUUCUGGCUCACGGGUUGCUGCAGGCAGCUUAAACCCAAUUAGGAAUGUAACUUCCAUUAAUUCUACUGCAGAAUUCCUUCUGCUCUUUUGUUUGUUUAAUUUGUAACUGGCUUUACAAAAUGAAGGUUUAAUAAAUUAUUGAAUUGCAUAA